Molecule: messenger RNA, 1504 nt
Organism: Erigeron canadensis
Lineage: Eukaryota; Viridiplantae; Streptophyta; Magnoliopsida; Asterales; Asteraceae
Product: protein DETOXIFICATION 54
Exons: 3
Coding region: 16-1455 (479 amino acids)
Biological process (GO): xenobiotic detoxification by transmembrane export across the plasma membrane
Cellular component (GO): membrane
Molecular function (GO): antiporter activity; xenobiotic transmembrane transporter activity
Source: RefSeq, a predicted model, not a curated record
CCGGAGUCAAACAACAUGAAAACCUUUACCACCACACAGGUGAUGGAAGAACUAAAGGAACUACUAUCCAUGGUGAUUCCAAUAACCGCGAUGAACUGUCUAGUGUAUUGUCGUGCAGUUGUUUCCGUACUUUUCUUAGGCAGGCUUGGCAGUCUGGAGCUAGCCGGUGGUUCGUUAUCUUUAGGAUUCACGAACAUCACCGGCUACUCGGUUCUAGUCGGACUAGCAUCCGGCCUAGAACCAGUAUGCAGCCAAGCCUACGGAAGCAACAACAAUAACAAAUGGGAGUUAUUGUCAGCAUCCUUACUACGGAUGAUACUUAUACUACUAAUAGCAAUAAUCCCAAUAAGUAUGUUAUGGAUAAACCUUGGCCCAAUAAUGAUACUAAUGGGCCAAGACGCGGCCAUUACAUCAAUGGCCGCGACGUAUUGUCUGUACUCCCUGCCAGACCUCGUAACGAACUGCCUGCUGCAGCCGUUACGGGUCUACCUAAGGUCGCAGGGAGUAACAAAGCCGAUGAUGUGGUGCAGCUUAAUAGCUGUAGCAUUCCACGUCCCGGCGAACUAUAUCCUGGUGAACAGACUAGGAUACGGCGUCGCGGGGGUCGCAAUGGCAUCGGUAGUGACAAACAUGAAUAUGAUGGGGUUGAUGAUGGGGUACGUUUGGGUGUAUGGGAAAUGGAGAUGGAGAUGGAAAUGGACGGAUGGGAUUGGAAUGGGGAAGCUGUUUGGGUUGAGUGUGACGAGUUGUGUGGGAAUAUGUCUGGAAUGGUGGUGGUAUGAGAUAGUGACGGUGAUGGCUGGGUACUUGGGGAAUCCACGGCUGGCGGUGGCAGGGACAGGGAUAUUGAUACAGACAACUAGUCUGAUGUACACUGUUCCCAUGGCUUUGGCUGGCUGUGUCUCUGCCCGAGUGGGUAAUGAACUUGGAGCUGGGAGGCCAAACAAGGCAAAACUAGCUGCACUAGUCGCGUUAUCGUGUGCCUUCAUAGUUGGCUUCAUCAAUGUCGUUUGGACAAUAGUUUUCCGAGACAAAUGGAGUGCUUUGUUCACCAAAGACCGCAUGCUUCAAUCACUAGUGUCAUCCGUCAUGCCCAUUAUGGGCCUAUGUGAGCUCGGUAAUUGCCCUCAAACCACAGGUUGUGGGAUCCUUCGUGGAACAGCCAGACCAGCGGUUGGUGCCCGCAUCAACCUUGGGUCCUUUUACUUUGUGGGCACCCCUGUGGCUGUUGGGCUAGCCUUUUAUUACAAAGUUGGGUUCAUUGGUUUGUGGAUUGGGCUCUUAUCUGCCCAAUUUGCUUGUGUGGUUUCGGUUUUGUAUUCAGUACUUGUUCAAACAGAUUGGGAAGGUGAGGCUUUGAGAGCCGAAAAGCUAACAAAUAACAGUACUAGUGUGUUGGAGAUGGCCAAGGGAAGUAACGACGCUAGUGAUGAUGAAAACGGUUCGUUGAUAUGACCAAGUGAUGAAAUGACCCCAACAUUAUUGGCGCGUUUAAUAUAAGCUA